Messenger RNA from Saprolegnia parasitica CBS 223.65, 1618 nucleotides. RefSeq lists its product as hypothetical. The record is from RefSeq and is a predicted model, not a curated record. The transcript has 3 exons. Gene Ontology annotation, cellular component: nucleus. NCBI's taxonomy places the organism in Eukaryota, Oomycota, Saprolegniomycetes, Saprolegniales, Saprolegniaceae. Bases 16 to 1569 code for a protein of 517 amino acids. Gene Ontology annotation, molecular function: RNA binding. Gene Ontology annotation, biological process: mRNA processing.
GAUCGACUUGAAAGCAUGGCGAUGGAAGCGGAGGCGAAGGACAUGCUCGGCGACUGGCUCGUGCGCACCCUGGAGCCGCUGUGCGACGCCGACCCCGCGGUGCUCUCCAAGUACGUGCUCGCGCUCGUCCAAAACAACCCGGAAAAGGACGGCCUUCGCGAGACGUGCUUGGCCAAGCUCGACGAAUUCCUUGGCGACGAGACGGUCGGGUUCGUCGACCGGCUCUUUACCUCGCUCCGGUCCAAGUCGUAUCUUCAGAAGCCGACGCCCGCGGCUGCAGCGCCCUUGCCGCCCGCCGACCAAGAUCGCGCGGCCCGGCCACGCGACGGCGAGGAAGAGCUCGACGACCGCCGCGCCAAGCGCACACGCCGGUCGCGCUCGCGGUCCCGUGAUCGCGAUGCGCGCGACCGCAAGCCCCGUGGCGAGUACGGCGGGCGCUACGAGCCGCCGCACGACGGCCACCGCGACAUGAUGGGACCUCCCGGCGGUCGGGGCGGGCCCAUGCCGCCGCGCGGGCGUCGCUUCGACAACUGGAACAACAUGCCGCCGCACAUGGCGCCGCAGCAGCCGUGGGGCAUGUACCCUCCGCGCCAACAAAUGGGCUACCCGCCCCAUCCGAUGGAGUACGACGGCUUCCACGGCGAUCAAAACAACCAGUACAACAACAACGGUCGUCGCAAGGACAACAGUAGCAAGGAGAAGCCCGACCACGAAGCCGCGACGCUCCGCGUCGACAACGUCGACCCCAAGUACAUCAACGUCACGAAGCUCUGCGCGCACUUUGGCAAGUUUGGCAACGUGGUCAAUGUCCAGAUGCGCCCGCAGUUUCGGUGCGCCUUUGUGCAGUUUGCGACACCCGAAAUGGCCAAGCGCGCGUUCCACUCGCCCGUCCCCGUCUGCAACAACCGGUUUAUCCACGUGCAUUUCGCCAAGCACGCGCCCAAAGACCUCGGCGACAUCCCGCCCGAGAACGCCGACCCCGAGGCGCGGCGGCAAGAGGUCCUCGAGCAGGGCAAGAAGGUCCUCGAGGAGAAGCGCCAGCUCUUGGAGCAGGACAAGGCGCUUCAGGCCCAGCGCGAAACGCUCAUCCAGAACCAGCUCACGCAGUACGAGCUUCUCGUGUCGACGCUCGCGGCGAAGAACAUGCUGCCGGAUGCCGAGCGUGCCAAGAUGGAUGCCAAGAUCGCCGACCUCAAGGCGCAACUCGCCAACCUGCAGAACCCGCCUCUGCAACGGCUCCAGCAAGAGCUCCAGGCGCUCGAGCAGCAAGAAAAGUCGCUCGGCACCAAGCCGCAGUGGAAGAAGCGCGUGAUCGACAACCGGACGCGCUGGGUGCAGCUUACGACGCUGCCCGAAGCCGCGCGCGACAAGAGCGUGCUCGAGCAGCACUUUAGCCCGUACGGCGCGAUCGAAGCUGUGGUCGUCGAGGGCGAGACGGCGUUUGUGCAGUUCCAGGAGCGCUUUGCCGGCGAAAAGGCCAUGAAGUUUGGACAGACGUACUUGAAUACAGCGCUGACGAUGGCGUGGAGCGAGCAAGGCCCGGCGCCGACCGAGUCGAGCUCUGCGUAGACACAGCACACUACUUAUAGUAAUACAGCGAGGAGACCUUUGAAUACCA